AUGGCUGACAAAUAUCAAUACGAUUGGCGCCAGGAUAAGUCGUUAUUCCAGGCUCCAGUCACUACUUCCGAUAGUGCUCACUGGUAUGAUGUAGCACCAAACCUAACGGAUACCGCAAAGGAGAUCAGCACGGAACAUAGACUAGCCGACAUGAUGGGCCAGGAAAGAGAACAACAGACACGUUUACAAGCUGAUGAAGCAUUAUUGAAAAAAUUUGAACUCGAGAAGCAAGUCAGAGAACGCCGAAUCGACCACAUACAAACUGAAAUUGAUACGGAGAUAAGGAGUUUUAAUGAAAAAUCCGAUAAAGAUGUCGAGGAAUGGAUAAAAUCGCGCUAUGUUGAAGCCGAUGCGGCUGCAUCUAGAUAUGCUUCUAAAACUGAAAGUCAAGGAAUGCGAGAGAAAGAGAAUGCAAAAAUAGCAGAGUCAUCCUCUUCUGAAGUAGUGAAUGCUCCUUCUGCACCACCUUCAUAUUCUGAAAUUGAAUUCGAAAGUCUUGUUGCAAAAAGCCAUUAUCCAGUCGAAUUUCAGUCCCAUAAGUCAAUUGAGGGACAAUAUGCUGCUUCUAUACGGUUGCGCCCAUUAAAUCCUGACGCGGAUAAUCUUUGUUGGAAAUGUUACUCUCAGAUUGAAGACAAGGCUGCUUGCGAAGAUGCCGAAGGCAAUAUUUUGCACCAAGAUUGCUACUUUGACAUAAAAUUUCCCAAGUGCGAUUGGUGCUUUUACAAAAUAAGUCCUGCGGAAGAUAAGCCUUCGUUAUUUAGGCCCUCUGACUAUACGAUAAUGUACAAUGCGGAACUGUUAAAUAAGAUAAUAAAAAAAGCUAUGAUUACUUUUCAUCAGGACCGAAAAUUUCGGGAUUUUGGUGCAAAUUCGAAGGUAAAAGAUAUCAUCGAGAAUGCUAUGAGAAAUAUUCAGGUCCAAGGUCGGUGUACCGUUUGUUUCGAUGUCAUUAUUACAAGACCUACUCAGGAUUUCUGUGGCAAAUUUAUUCAAAACAAUGAUAAGUUGGCGCUACGCGUCGAUAUCAUUGCUGUUGAGUCGAAAAUAUAA
Molecule: messenger RNA, 1053 nt
Organism: Trichoplax adhaerens
Lineage: Eukaryota; Metazoa; Placozoa; Uniplacotomia; Trichoplacea; Trichoplacidae
Exons: 14
Coding region: 1-1053 (350 amino acids)
Source: RefSeq, a predicted model, not a curated record